CAUAACACCUUAGCCACGAACAGACGUGGCUAACUCAAAAUACAAAAAAAAAAUAGCAAAAAAAGUGUUUUUCAAAGUCAAAAACAAAAGUGCUAGUGCUGUGACAGUGUGUACCAGAGUAACGUUGUCAUAUAUAUAGUAUUUUAUUUCUACGACUAUUAUUUUGGUUAGUAAAUAAACUGUUUUUUUUUUGUUUUUUGUAUAGAAAUGUGAAGUGAGUGAGUGAUAAGUGACAAAUGUUAUAAAAAAACUGUGACUUUUUGGUGUAUUUUUGCAACUGAUUAAGGAGAAUUUGGUGGAAGUGACAAAAUGAAGCGAUCUAGACACAGAUGGGUUGGAUUUAGUUUAUUUUGUAUUUCCCUGACACUCCUGGCGAUCGACGUGCCCACCACGACAGCUGUGAAGGCUACUUCUCUCAUCUUCUCCAAGUCCUCGACCACUGCAGCACCGGAGGAGGCGGCUGAAGAUGGCGCUGAGACUGAAACAACAGCCGAAGGCGGAGAAGCGACGAACACGACCACCACCAGCAAACUAUCUGGGAUCCCCCAGAUAGACUACAUCUACGACCCCAAUCUGCCCAGAGAGUUGAAUGGCUACAACCUGUCUGAUUACCCGUUCUAUGAAACAGUACCGAAACCUGAGACUAUAGACUUUAAAUGUGAUGGAUUGCACGAUGGGUUUUACGCGUCUGUACCGCAUAAGUGUCAGGUAUACCACCACUGCCUGUUCGGCACGCGGUACGACUUCCUGUGCGCGAACUACACAGCCUUCGACCAGAAGACUUUCAUCUGCCACUUCGUUUCAGAAGUCGAUUGCAAGAACUCGCCCAAUUAUUGGAGUCGAAACGACGCCCUCUACCAGGCGGCCACCACAACGACCCCAGCGCCACCGCCCACCACCACCACUACCACCACCACCACGACUCCUCGCCCCCAGCGCCCGGGGCGAAGGCGUCCAGCCUACAGAUACAAUUAUGAUGACGACGACUAUUAUUAUUCGAGGGAUGAUGAUUAUGAUUAUGAAGAUAGGAGGCGACCCAGGCCCCGCAGACCUGGCAAGAAGAAGCGACCUCCAGUUGACGAUUAUGAAGACGAUAGAUACGAACGUCGACCGAGACCAAGGGAUGAAGAUCCAGUAGAUGAUUACGAAGACCGAAGACCAUACGACAGAAGACCAGCCAAAAGACCAGCCUAUCCUGACAGAAGACCGUACGACGAUGAAGAAGAUAGACGUCCUGCAGCAAGAAGGCCUAGGCCACGCCCCAGGGACGAUGAUGAAGAGAGAUAUAGGCCUGACGAUGAAGAAAGACCCAGAGUAGGUCAAAGAGAUCAGAGCAGGGAAGACAGGCCUAAACGACCGAGACCUAGAGAUGAGUACAGGCCCAGAGACGAGGUUGUUAGAGCUAGGGAUGAAGUUAUCAGACCCAGAGAUGAGGUAAUUAGGCCUAGAGACGAACCAAGAGUUCAGGAUGAGAUAAGGCCUCGGGAUGAAAUUAAACCACGUGAUGAAGUUAGAGCUAGAGAACCUAUUAGGCCUAGGGAUGAAAUCAGACCACGAGACGAGAUCAGACCACGUGAUGAGAUCAGACCUCGCGACGAGAUACGACCAAGGGAUGAAAUUAGGCCAAGAGAUGAAAUAAGACCGAGAGACGAAAUCAGACCAAGAGAUGAAGCUCGUGAAAGGCCAGAAAGACGACCAAUCAGAGACGAUGUUGAAAAACCCAGACCAUCAAGGCCUAGAGAAGACAGGUUCUCAGAAGGGCGAAGGUACAGAGGUGAAACUCCUUUUAAAUCCAGGGAAGAUAGACCCUAUACCAGAACUGACCUUACCCAAAGACCUUAUGAUGAUAGAAAUGAUGAUAAGAGAGAAGCACCAACAGCACCUGAAACUCCAGCCACGACCCUCGUAAAACCCAACGGACAUGGAAUUUUCAGUCAACCUCGAAUGCCUCCAAAAAUCAAAAGGCCAGUUCCGAUAAACGAAAGAGAUAAAUAUGACUACGUUCCCAUAGCAACUACAAAGGCUCCUCCUAAAGUAGAUGAUGAUGAGUACUACGAUUACGAAGAAGACGAUACCAGUAGACCUUCGUCUUCUGGAAAGACCAGCACGGUACAGCAAAGACCGAAGCCAGAGCCUGUGGAAAAAGAAAAGUUUAAACCUACAAGACCUCAUUAUCCAAGCAAAGGUAGAAAGACGAAAAGACCAAUUGAUUACGAAGAAGAAUAUGAUGAGCCAGUGAAAUCUCAGAAAUACACUUACAGUCAGAGAGCUAAAGAAGAGAGAGUUAAACCUAAACCUCCCCCAGCAGAUGACGAAUACUAUGAUUAUGAAGAAGAGAAGAUAAGUAUAAAAGAGAGAGUGCGACCAGGAGAAGAUAUCACCAGCAAGAUAAAAGACUUGCGACCAAACGUGAAGGUAGUUAAACGUCCUUUUUUACCCUCUAGGGGUGGAAGCCCGUACCUUCCCCGCGGACUACAGCCCGUCGCGGGAAGGGAUGUCUCAGCACCACUAAAUACCACCCCGAAACCUACCACCACUUCUCCUAAACCCACAACUUCGCCUAUCCCCACUACCACAACCACUACCACCACUACGACUACAACUACACCUAGCACCACUAUUACUACAACUACUACUACAGAAAAACCAACAACAACGAUAACAACACAAAAAACAACAACAGACAGAGAAGAAUAUGAAGAAGACGAGGAAUAUUACGACGAAGAAGAUGUAGAUUACGAUAAAAACAAGAAAGAAACAACUACAGUUGUUAUAACAACAGCUAAACCAACUACUGAAGAACCGACUACUAAAGAACCAGCACCUGACCAGAAAGCUAAAAACUUAGCUUCGAAAGUUCUAAAAGUAUAUAAUGACAACUACGAAGCUAUACGUGGUAAACUAGAAUCUACAUUGUCGCCUGGUGACUACAUAAAACCAUAUCUAGCCACAGCUAUCCCUGCAGUAGAAAACUACAGACAAGACGCUUACAAAAAAGAAAUAAAACCAAAACCAGAAAUAUCUAAACCAUACACGGCUACAGGAAAACCUUUGAUACCAGAAAAUAUAUCUAUUAAACAAAAUUUAGCCGACAGCAUAGAGAAUGAUUAUGAUGUAAGGUUGAACGAAGCUCUGACUCCGAAUCUACCAGUCAGUAGGGUCCCAUCAGGGUUUGUCAUACCCUCAGAUAGGGAUUAUACUUUCUCUAGAUUUAGAAGCAAUUUGCAACCUGCAGAUCCUCAAUUUGCAGCAUCAGAUAUCUCCAAUUUCCAAGUGAGGAAAAGACCACAGGUUUCAGGAGUCAGUAUACGGACCCCGUCUUCUUAUUACUUGCAACCACAAAGGUUGGUCUACCAGGAAGACGCCCAUAGGUUCCCGAGACAACUUUUUUAUAGGCCCGUAGACUUUUAUUAGUUUUUUUUUGUGAUAUGAAAACUUGUAGGGUUGUUUUUGUCUGAGGUUAAGCAACAUUUUUAGGAUGGGUGCUCGAAAAGUUUUAAUUGUUGAGUCAGGUAUAAAAUUGUGUUUUAAGAAAUCUUUGCCAAAAUUGCAAUUUUAUAUAAAGACGAAGAUUUUUUUUUGUAAAAAUGUUGUAUAUAGACAAUUUUGUUGUUAUAACAAAUUAUUGUAACACCCUACACGAUUUCGUAUGAAGAAGUACAUUAAAAAAUAAUAAAAAUUUAAGUCAAAUGUGUAAUUAAAUUAUGUAAAAAGAAAUUCUCAAAAAUUCUCGGAACUACACCACUGCCAAUUUUUUAUUUAUAGAAAUUAAAAGGAAAAAACAUAUUGUGUAAUAAAUAAUAAAAAAUACUCUUAGUUACCUGUAUUUUUAAGAAAAAGAAUUUACAGUGUAUUUUUUACAGUCGAGAAAAACAGGUUUUCUCACUCAAAUAAUCUCAAGUUUUAAGAUUACAAGAUUUUUUUUUCUCGACUCUAAAAACCACUCAAAAUAAUUGUACAUUUUAUAAAUACGAACAACAAUCUAUUUUUAAUUUUGUACGCAAUAUAGGUUUAAGGAAAAUUUCCUAUAAUAAAAAAUGUGUAAAAUA
This is a messenger RNA of Helicoverpa armigera (cotton bollworm), 4049 nucleotides long. Its product is annotated as proteoglycan 4. The record is from RefSeq and is a predicted model, not a curated record. Gene Ontology annotation, cellular component: extracellular region. Gene Ontology annotation, molecular function: chitin binding. The transcript has 9 exons. The coding region runs from base 310 to 3414 and encodes 1034 amino acids. NCBI's taxonomy places the organism in Eukaryota, Metazoa, Arthropoda, Insecta, Lepidoptera, Noctuidae.